This is a messenger RNA of Heterobilharzia americana, 685 nucleotides long. The record is from the annotation of a GenBank genome assembly. NCBI's taxonomy places the organism in Eukaryota, Metazoa, Platyhelminthes, Trematoda, Strigeidida, Schistosomatidae.
UGACGCCAGUUGGUGAAAGCCUUCGGGAAGCCAAUUGGCCGAUGUGUCUUCUCUCGAUGAAAGCGAAAGUAAACGUGGGGACAUGGAAUGUCCGCACGAUGUUUGAACCCAGUAAGGCAGCCACGAUUGCAAAGGAGAUGAGAAGGUAUAACAUCGAAGUGCUUGGGAUCUGCGAAAGCAGAUGGAAUGGGAGUGGACUCUCCAAACUGUCAACUGGAGAAUCAAUAAUCUACUCCGGUCACCCAGACGCCAACCACGAGCACACUGAGUAUUGGAGUGGCUAUCAUGAUGUCCUCAAGAGCAUCGAAGGCUCUCAUGCAGUGGGAACCAAUCUCCUCCAGGAUCAUGACAGCAAGAUUCAACUCAAAAGGAAGAAAGGUCACAAUCAUACAAUGUUAUGCACCUACAAAUAAUGCAGAGCAAGAGAAAAAGGAGGAUUUCUACAGACAACUUCAAUCAACACUGGACAAGACGUCAGUUGGCGAUAUCAAAAUUCUGAUGGGCGACAUGAAUGCCAAACUGGGAGCUGAAAACACAGCAAGGAAACUAACCAUGGGUCGACAAGCACUUGGUUUAGGAAGGAAGAAGAAAGAAGAUAAAGAAUGGAUCUCGACAGACACAUAGAAGCUGAUAGAGCAAGGAGAGGAAGAUGGUGAAACAAAAGAUAAACCAGUGCAAGGAUGCU